AUGUCUCCCCAGUUGCAUCAACAUGCCUCUGGGGGGCCCCUAAAGGAGCCCCCUCCUGAUGUGGGAUCUCAUGGGCCUUCGCAAACACCUGAAAGUGACGAUUUCGAUGGCGGUGGGGGGGGCCCUCCGCUGCUGCCCAAGUUAGAGGGACCUCAGGACGAGGGUUCCCCUUUCCCUCCGAGAUUGCAGGGGCAGCCUCCCCGAGUACACCCCACUGCUCAGGAGAGAGCCCCUGAGCUUGACGGAGACAUACAAUGCUUGAAGCGUCUCAGCAAAGAGGGCCUCUCGCGGCUUUCUGAGGACGAGGGCAGCGCCCUUGACGAGGGGUCCCGUCACGACGAAACGCUUUUUUUUGGUCCCGAAGAUGCCAAGAACGCAUCUCUAGCUAGCCAAAUAGGAUUGGGGGAGGGGCCGCCGUUGUCCUUCAUCUCAACUCGCCCAGGACAUGCACUGCAGGCAAACUGGGGCCCCCUUGGGGUCCCUUUAGGCUCAUCGGUUGAAAAUCCGCAAAAGAGUCCUUUAGUGGCGUGCUUAGAGGGCCCUCUAGAGGCCCACCAAGAGGCCUCUCUAGAGGUUCCCUUAGGUGCAUCUCUUAAGGACCCUUUAGAUGCUCCUCUAGAGGCCCCGUUAGACGCUUCUCUAGAGGCCCAGUUAGACGUCCCUCUAGGGGCCCUCACAGGGGUUCCCGUGGGGGCUUCGCUGAGUGCUUCUCUGCUGUCACCGCAAGACGUGUCCUGGCGUGGAGUACCCCAACGCCCUUCAGAUGAUUCUGCCGUCCCUUCACUGAAUUUCAUGGAUGCCCUCUGCAGCCUUGCAUUGGUUGAUCGGCCUCCUCCCCCCCGCCAGCUGCCGCAGCAGCGGCAGAGAACUGCAGCAGCAUACAGAGCUACACGGCAUGAUUCACUACUUUCCGCCGCCUCCACAGCCUCUUCUGUUGCAAGGGCCCCCCUGAAUGCUUCUGAAGGCAGCAAAGGAUACCGAGGGCCCCCCCAGCUGCCGUCUCUGCGCUCGUCAGGGGACCCUUGGGCCUUCGCAAUGCAAGGGAUGCUACCGGCCCAACAGCAGCAGAAGCAGCAGCGGCAGCAGCAGCAGCGCCCAGUACAACAACAAUCUAUGCAGUUGCAAAUGCUGGAGCACCAAACAGGGCAGCAGAAGCAGUACCUGCCACCCCAGCAGGAGCAGCAACAACGCCGCCCACAGCUGCAGCAGCAUUUCGCGCGGCAACAACAGCAGCGUACACUGCAGCAGGAGCAUCAGGCGCUACAGCAGCUGCAGCAACCGCAUCAGCAGGGGUGGCAGCAGAACGGGGCCCCCGUCAGUGCCCAGCGCAGCCUAAACCACAUAGAGGUCCCCGCAGCCUCCAUAUCAUUUCAAGAAAUGAAAGACCCCCUGUGGUCCCUCACCACGCAUCCAGAAACAGAAGCAGCCUUUGAAUCUGCUUCGAUUCUUCGGGUGCAGCAUCAGGCUAUCUGUUCAGGCAUUCAGCGUCUCCCUCAGCGGGCCCCGCCGGCACAGCUUUAUUCUGUGUGGGGGGCGGAGUCCCUGGAUCCCUCCAGCAGCGGGAGCAGCGGUGUCCAUGAGCAGCAGCUACUGCAGCAACUUCCUUUGCAGGACGCAGCACAAGGGGCUUGUCUUGCUCCAGCAGCGGCAACGGAAGCAUGCCGCCAUCUCCAGGUUGUCAAUUCGGAUUUAGAGGGAGCUGCUAUGCGGCCCUUCUCAGGGGCCCCCGAGGGGCACAGGGGCCGUCCAGGCGAGUUCAAUGUUAUCCUGAAAUGUUAUUUGGAGUUGCUGCUGCGUAAACAGCAGGAACAGCAACGGCAGCGCCAGCAGCAACAACGGCAGCGCCAGCCCCAACAACGGCAACACCAACAGCAGCAGCAGCAACGGCAGCAGCUGCAGCAGCAGCAGCGGCUGUUCCAGCGAGGCGUUCGAAGGCAAAGGGGUCAGAGGGGGGCUCCAGCUGCUCCACUAGGGGUGUUUGGUGCUGCACAGCUAAGGGGGGACCCUCCAGGAUGGGUUGUGGCUGCUGGGUAUCUGCAACAGCAGCAGCAGCCGCCGCAGUUGCUGAUCCGAGCAGCAGCAGCAGCAGAGGAACGGUCUCCAGCGACAAAUGUUGUCAUAAAUGCACUACCGACAGCAUCUCGUUCUGAGGGAGGCGCCCAGGGUCCCCCCCAAGUGGCCCACCUUGGGGGGAUAUCAACCUCAUGGCCCCCUUGUCAUGACCCUGUGAGAGCAAGACUGAUGCAGUUCGUUAAAUCCCCUGGUGUAGAGUCAUUCCCAGCAGCAGCAGAGGGAGCCGCAGCUUACAUGGUCCCAGAUUUGCUUCAAGGAGGCCCCCCUUGUAUAUCUUGA
Molecule: messenger RNA, 2352 nt
Organism: Eimeria maxima
Lineage: Eukaryota; Apicomplexa; Conoidasida; Eucoccidiorida; Eimeriidae
Exons: 1
Coding region: 1-2352 (783 amino acids)
Source: RefSeq, a predicted model, not a curated record